AUGCCGAACGACAUCCCCCAUCAUUCGGACCCGAACCCAGCAGCGUUGGCCCCGAGGCCACGGCUCAAGGUUGUUCACCUCAACAAUUAUCAAGCCCACAUAUGGACUGGACCAACAGGAGCAGAGGCGGCGGAGGGGGCGAGAGUGUUCACCGUAAUCAACUACUGCAAGACGACGAUAUGGCCAGGGAUCACGCUGGAGAACAGCUUCAACGGCGGCGGGUUCCCACUGAAGCCCGGGGAGUCGGUGGUGUUCACAGCGCCAGUGGGAUGGGUGGGACGCAUCUGGCGGCGAACCGGGUGCGACUUCGACCGGAACGGGAACGGCUCGUGCCAGACCGGCACCUGCGGCUCCGUCCUCAAGUGCUCCGCCUCCGGCCAGACCCCCACCACCCUGGUCGAGUUCACCCUCGCCCCCUUGGACUUCUACGACGUCAGCCUCGUCGACGGCUUCAACCUGCCCCUCACGGUGACGCCGGUCAACGGGCAGGGUGGCCACUGCAGCUCCGCCGGCAUGAAGUGUCCGCGACUCGACAUGUGA
Molecule: messenger RNA, 540 nt
Organism: Musa acuminata AAA Group (dessert banana)
Lineage: Eukaryota; Viridiplantae; Streptophyta; Magnoliopsida; Zingiberales; Musaceae
Product: pathogenesis-related thaumatin-like protein 3.5
Exons: 2
Coding region: 1-540 (179 amino acids)
Biological process (GO): defense response
Cellular component (GO): extracellular region
Source: RefSeq, a predicted model, not a curated record